ACAUGGCCCUGCCGGCACCUUGGCCUCUAGACCGUGAGGCAGGAAGUCUCUGUUGAUAAACUGCUGCCUGGUCUCUGCUGUGGCCACACUCAAACCACGGCAGGGAGCGGCUGCUAACAGGCACAGGACGUCUUCUGCAGAUGAUGCACGUGUUCCGGAAUGAGAUUAGUGGGGAUGGUCACACAACUUAAUGAACAUACUACGAACCACUGAACAGUGCACUUUAAAGGGUGACUUGUGUGCGUGUGAACGACACCUCAGUGAAGCUGUUUUUCAGGAAUCAGGAGAGCCACUGUGGAGGCCACGCCUCAAGAAGACAGCACCGGAAGACCAGAAACGGCACUGGGUCCCCGUGCGGCAGGUGCUCCCGGGAUGUGGGCAGGGUGAAGGCAGUCUUCUCUGUGGUCACAUGCGUGAGCCCCUGCCUUCUCUCUCGGGGCCUCCUCCGUCCCUGCGUGGUUUGGGGUCUGUUCCUGAAAACACAAACGGCCUGGUCACGAACACCUGCCUGCGUUGUUGGCCACAGGCCUGGCCUGGGGAAACCCACACCCUUUUCAGAGAGGCGAGCUCUGGGCGUGUCAGUGCCUGAAGCCAGUGGGCUGGGAACCCACAGCAGGGACACUCAGAGCGGGCAGGGUGGGCACAGGGCCCCAGCAUGCCAAGAGGCCAGUCCACCCUGCUUUGUCACCGACCACAUCCCGUGGGGAAAGAGGCUGGAGGGGCUGGGGCAUCUGCAUUUGGCCUGCAGGGAAUCUGGGUCCCCCUGGCUGUGGGUGGCAGGGGAGGGCCGGCGUGGGCAGGCUGCACCGAAGGCCCCCCAGGCCAACCUGGUCAGGGUGGGAGGGGGAAGGGGCAGGAAGCCUCAGCCUGGACCAGGUAUGGUGUGAACAGCCCACAUGGGAGGGGCCGGAACCGCCCAGAAGGCCUCAGCAUAUGCGUCUGCUGCAGCAGAGCCAGGAGGGCACGGGAGGCACGUCCAGGGCAGAGGCACCACGUGGGGCUCAGCCAGUGGUCAGGGUCAUGCCUGGUUGGUGGCACUGAGGACCCUGCAGCCUUGGCCCCCCUCUCCGGGAGCUGAUUUCCUCCACAUGGUCACAGCAAAGGCAGGCACCAGAGGGGCCAGAGGUGUGGGGGGCUGCACCACUGCUCGUCUCCCCCUUACCACCUCCAGUGAUGUCCACGCAGAUGGGGUUUUGAGGGGCGUCCACACCUGGCCUGCUGCGGCCGCCCAGCUUCCUGCUAGGGAGAUGGGGCCGGUGCUGAUGGGGAACAGCUGUUGUGGGGGCAGCCAGAGGAAACCAUGUUCCCAUGGGGUGAGCUCAUGGUUUAUGUGUUCCCCGCCAGAUCCAUAACAUCCUGGAGGCAGAAAUGCAGAGGCCGCCCCCGCCCCCGCCCCCGCCCAGCCUCCCUGCUCUGACACCAGGGCCACUCAGCUGUCCUUGCCCUGCCCGCACCCCCUGUCCUGACGCCCCCUCCUCCCUCCACUCGCUCCCCAUCAUUG
Molecule: messenger RNA, 1501 nt
Organism: Sapajus apella (tufted capuchin)
Lineage: Eukaryota; Metazoa; Chordata; Mammalia; Primates; Cebidae
Source: RefSeq, a predicted model, not a curated record